UUGGAUCUAUAAUUGGACUCACAUAAAAAAUAUAUGUAUCUCCAUGCUACCAAGCAAUAUUAUCCAAUAGAACCAGUACUACUAGUACCAUUCCUUCAAUGGCUUCCAAAUCCCUUCCCUAUAUUUUUUACACUCUCCUUUUCCUUCUCCAACUACAAUUCUCUGCCGGACAAACUGAAGUGAAAGCCGCAUACUGGUUUCCUGGCUCAGGGUUGUCUGUUUCAGGCAUAGAUUCCACACUCUUCACCCAUCUAUUUUGUGCCUUUGCCGAUCUUGACCCAACCACAUACCAAGUUUCCAUUUCUUCCUCAAACUUAGCCGAGUUCUCAACCUUCACUGCCACUGUGCAACAAAAAAACCCUUCAGUUCAAACCCUCUUAUCCAUUGGUGGAGGAGGCGCUAAUGCCACAACUUUUGCUGCUAUGGCUAGCCAAGCAAGUACUCGCGCAUCAUUCAUAAAUUCCUCUAUACAACUAGCUAGGUUAUACAACUUUUAUGGCCUUGACCUUGACUGGGAGUACCCUUCUACAGCUACUGAAUUUACCAACCUUGGAUUACUUCUAGACGAGUGGAGAGCUGCAGUGGUUAGUGAGGCCACAAGCUCUGGCAAUACAACAUUGCUUCUGGUUGCAGCUUUCUAUUACUCUUCAAACUAUUACGGUUUGACUUAUCCAAUUCAGGAUAUAUCGAACAGCUUGGACUGGGUCAAUGUUAUGGCCUAUGACUUUAUUGCACCUGGUUGGUCACCAACUGUGACUGGACCUCCUGCUGCGUUGUACAAUCCAACAAGCCAAGUUAGCGGAGAUAGUGGCAUCACAGCCUGGAUUCAAGCUGGUGUUUCUGCCAGUAAAUUGGUACUCGGUCUUCCAUUUUAUGGCUACGCAUGGACUCUAGUAAAUGCUGAUGACAAUGGAAUAUUUGCUCCGGCUAAUGGAGCUGCUAUAUCCACAGAUGGGUCAAUAGCUUAUAGCCAAAUAUUGGAUUUCAUAUCCCAGAAUAGUGCCACAAAAGUGUAUAAUUCCACGUUUGUUACAAACUAUUGCUAUUCUGGGACGACAUGGAUUGGUUACGAUGAUACGAAUAGUACAUCUACCAAGGUUACAUAUGCUAAGGGAACUGGAUUGCUUGGCUACUUUGCGUGGCAAAUUGGUCAGGACCCAAAUUUCGUUCUUUCUGAAGCAGCUUCAAGUGCAUGGGGAGCAUAGAAUAUAGAAGAUUCGAUGUGAAAGGCCAUGAUAUGAUAGAAUGUUAUGUAUAACAAUAAAUUUGUAACAAUAAUAAGUUGAGCCCUUGUACUUCAACUCGUUGGUAUAUUCUGCUGUUUUCAAGAAAUUUAAAGUUCAAAUUAUCCUCCUCCA
This is a messenger RNA of Quercus robur (English oak), 1358 nucleotides long. RefSeq names its product class V chitinase-like. Gene Ontology annotation, biological process: chitin catabolic process; carbohydrate metabolic process. NCBI's taxonomy places the organism in Eukaryota, Viridiplantae, Streptophyta, Magnoliopsida, Fagales, Fagaceae. The transcript has 2 exons. Gene Ontology annotation, molecular function: chitinase activity; chitin binding. The record is from RefSeq and is a predicted model, not a curated record. The coding region runs from base 99 to 1205 and encodes 368 amino acids. Gene Ontology annotation, cellular component: extracellular region.